Molecule: messenger RNA, 2145 nt
Organism: Penicillium taxi
Lineage: Eukaryota; Fungi; Ascomycota; Eurotiomycetes; Eurotiales; Aspergillaceae
Gene: nop9
Product: RNA-binding RNA processing protein NOP9
Exons: 1
Coding region: 1-2145 (714 amino acids)
Biological process (GO): endonucleolytic cleavage in ITS1 to separate SSU-rRNA from 5.8S rRNA and LSU-rRNA from tricistronic rRNA transcript (SSU-rRNA, 5.8S rRNA, LSU-rRNA); endonucleolytic cleavage to generate mature 5'-end of SSU-rRNA from (SSU-rRNA, 5.8S rRNA, LSU-rRNA); ribosomal small subunit export from nucleus
Cellular component (GO): nucleolus; 90S preribosome; preribosome, small subunit precursor
Molecular function (GO): RNA binding
Source: RefSeq, a predicted model, not a curated record
AUGCCCCGUGAAAAGCAAAAGAGAGGUCGCCGGGCGGAGGCAAAGGCCCAAAAUGACGAAACUAAGCGCAAGCGCGGCGAAGAGUUCGAAGACCCCGUCCAAAAGCGUCUAAAAGCAUACGACAUCCACGUCGAGGCCCACGCCGACGCUAGCCACGAAAAUCCCUUCGAACAGAACACAGACUUCAUUCCCCUCGAACAAGAUCAUCAGCAAGAUGUCAAUAACGAAGAUGGCGACAUGCCAUUCUAUGGUCUGCUCGACACCGACGAACAAGAGUACUUCUCGCGCGCCAAUGAGAUGCUCGAAGCAAACCAAUUCCAGGAUGCCGAAGAAAAGAAUUUGUUUAUUGAAAGUGUCUACCAAGAGGCCAGUGGCAAGGAGCUUAAGAUUGCUUGUAGUCAAGGGUGCUCGAGACUUAUGGAAAAAUUGAUCUCCAUGUCAGAUAUUCGCCAGAUCCGGCGCAUCUUCAGCAAAUUCAUUGGUCACUUCCUUCAUCUUGUGCAGCACCGGUUCGCAAGUCACUGCUGUGAAACACUGUUCAUUCAUGCUGCACCGGCAGUGAUGCAAAAGACAUCCAAAUCACAAGCGAAAAAGGCUGAGGAGGAGGGUGGGGAAGGGGAACCAGAACUGUCACUGGCUGGUAUGUUUCUGUGUGUCAUCCAGGAAUUGGAAGGAAAUUGGGGUUUUCUUUUGACCGAGCGGUUCGCGUCGCACACUAUCCGAGUACUGCUUUUGGUCCUUGCAGGAGAGCCCGUUGAUGUUGAUUCAAACGAUUCUAUUGUCUCAAGCCGAAAGAAGGAACGAUUGGGUCUUGCAGCUCCUGGUACACAAGAGGAGAAAAUUUUGACUGAAAAACCUGAGCAGCCUAAAAAACGGGGUGUUCCGGAAUCGUUUGAGCCGGCACUCAAGAAGAUCAUGAACGACAUGGUCUCGGGAUUGGACGACACUUAUCUUCGUGCCUUGGCUACCCAGCCUGUGGGUAACCCAGUCCUGCAGGUUAUGCUGUUCCUCGAACUCUCCCACUUCGGCAAAUCCAGCGCUAAGGACCCGAAAUCGACCUUGCGGAGACUUGUCCCAGACGAGACUUUCGAAGAAGGAACGGAAAGUGCGACUUUUAUCCGCGGCUUGCUCUACGAUGCCGUUGGUUCCCGCUUAGUGGAGACAAUGGUGCGUUAUAUGCCCGGUAAGGUGUUCAAGAAUCUCUACAAGAACAAUUUGCGCGAUCGCAUGGGUUCCCUUGCCCGAAACAACACAGCUGGUUACGUGGUUCUGCGUACAUUAGAGAGACUCGGAAAGGAUGACCUGAAGGAUGCCAUGGAUAACAUUAUCCCCGAACUUCGAGGACUGAUUGAGAGGGGGCGACUCAUGGUUCCCCGGGUGUUGAUUGAGCGUUGCGUGGUUCGGAGCAUCGACCUGGAGCCAUUCGCCAAAGCACUGAAGGAAGCUUACGAUGUUGACCCCGAAAUUCGGCUUCGCCAGAUGCUCCGGUUAGACGGAUCAGCAGCGACAGAAUUUGAAGACGAAGAGAUGAGAGAUGCAGAUGAUGAGGGUAGACAGGACAAGCCACAAUCUGGUGGCUCUUCCAACGCAGAGAAGCUGCAUGGCUCUUUACUAACACAGGCGAUGUUAGCUGUUCCUGGGCCACUGAGUGAGCUUGUUUACAGCAGCCUCCUCGCCCAGUCAUCUAAAUCGAUACUGCAGCUCGCACAAGCACCCACCUCCUCCCAUGUGGUACAACAAGCGCUGACUCUCCCAACUUCCACAACCCAGUUCCGCCGACAAUUCACAACACGAUUCCUCGGACAUCUGGUAGAACUUGUCCAGAACAAUAAUGGAUCUCGUGUCGUGGAUGCUCUAUGGACGGGUACCAAGGAUAUCUACUUCGUGAAGGAGCGCAUGGCGCAGGAAAUUGCGGCAAACGAAAUGACCUUGCGUGAUUCUUUUAUCGGCCGAGCAGUAUGGAGGAAUUGGUCAAUGGACCUUUACAAGCGUCGACGGGGCGAAUGGACAGGUAUUGCCAAGGGCAUCAACACUGAAAGCUUGGAACGGCCCAAGUCGAAACUUGAGCAGGCUCGAGAGCGUUUUGCGGCCAAAGAAGCUAGUAAACAGCCUGUUGUGAACGUUGAGGUUGUGACUGCCGAUUGA